Messenger RNA from Brienomyrus brachyistius, 2997 nucleotides. RefSeq names its product dynamin-1-like protein. The record is from RefSeq and is a predicted model, not a curated record. The transcript has 20 exons. Gene Ontology annotation, cellular component: membrane; mitochondrion; microtubule. Gene Ontology annotation, molecular function: microtubule binding; GTPase activity; GTP binding. Gene Ontology annotation, biological process: mitochondrial fragmentation involved in apoptotic process; mitochondrial fission. Lineage: Eukaryota; Metazoa; Chordata; Actinopteri; Osteoglossiformes; Mormyridae. Bases 135 to 2348 code for a protein of 737 amino acids.
GCUUCGGCUUCCUGUGCCGGUCUGGUUAAAUGGUGGAUCGGUUAGGGGACGUUGUAUGACUUUGUGCCUCCAAUUACCAGAACAACCGGUUAGCUCGUGUACUUGCAUUUGACAGGUGCUCGUUUCAGUGAACCAUGGAGGCUCUGAUUCCUGUUAUAAACAAACUUCAAGACGUUUUUAAUACGGUCGGGGCCGAUAUUAUCCAGUUACCGCAAAUCGCAGUAGUUGGGACACAGAGCAGUGGGAAAAGCUCGGUUCUGGAGAGCCUGAUGGGCCGGGACCUGCUCCCACGAGGCACUGGCAUCGUCACUCGCCGGCCUCUCAUCCUGCAGCUCGUCCACGUGGACCCCGAUGACCGCAGGAAGACGGACGAGAAUGAUGCCAGCUCGGGGAAAAAUGGCCGCCUCUAUCGAGGCACAGAGGUUGAAGAGUGGGGCAAGUUUUUACACACCAAAAACAGGAUCUUCACAGACUUUGAUGAAAUCAGACAAGAAAUUGAAAGCGAAACUGACAGAGUAUCGGGUGUUAACAAGGGCAUUAGUGAUGAACCCAUUCAUCUGAAGAUCUUCUCUCCUCAUGUGGUAAACCUGACACUUGUGGAUCUUCCAGGGAUUACUAAGGUGCCUGUUGGAGACCAACCCAAGGACAUAGAGGUUCAGAUCCGAGACUUGAUCCUGAAACACAUGAGCAACCCCAACUGCAUCAUCCUGGCCGUCACCGCUGCGAACACAGACAUGGCCACCUCCGAAGCCCUCAAGCUGGCCCGGGAAGUGGAUCCUGAUGGACGGAGAACACUGGCAGUUGUUACCAAACUGGACCUGAUGGACGCUGGUACAGAUGCCAUGGAUGUGCUCAUGGGGAGGGUCAUUCCCGUCAAACUGGGCCUCAUCGGAGUGGUCAACAGGAGUCAGCUGGACAUUAAUACAAAGAAAACUGUGGCAGAUGCCAUCCGGGAUGAAUAUGCAUUCCUGCAGAAGAAGUACCCUUCUCUUGCCAGCAGAAAUGGAACCAAAUAUCUGGCCAGAACGUUAAACAGGCUUCUCAUGCACCACAUCCGGGACUGUCUGCCUGAACUGAAGACCCGAAUCAACGUACUGGCUGCGCAGUACCAGUCCCUGCUGAGCAGCUACGGGGAGCCCGUGGAUGACAGGAGCGCCACCUUGCUGCAGCUCAUCACCAAGUUCGCUUCCGAGUACUGCAACACCAUCGAGGGCACGGCCAAGUACAUCGAAACGGCCGAGCUGUGUGGUGGAGCUCGCAUCUGUUACAUCUUCCAUGAGACGUUUGGCCGAACGCUGGAAUCUGUGGACCCCCUGGGCGGACUGACCACCAUUGACGUGCUGACAGCGAUCAGGAACGCUACAGGACCGCGGCCUGCCCUCUUUGUUCCAGAGGUGUCCUUUGAGCUGCUGGUGAAGAGGCAGGUAAAGCGUCUGGAGGAGCCCAGCCUGCGAUGCGUGGAGCUGGUGCAUGAGGAGAUGCAGAGAAUCAUCCAGCACUGCAGCAACUACAACACACAGGAGCUGCUGAGGUUCCCCAAACUUCACGAGGCCAUCGUAGAAGUGGUCACCUCCCUGCUGAGGAAACGACUCCCUAUCACAAACGAGAUGGUACACAACCUGGUGGCUAUUGAGCUUGCAUAUGUCAACACCAAGCACCCUGACUUCGCUGAUGCCUGCGUGCUCAUGAACAGUAACAUCGAGGAGCAGAGGCGUAACCGGAUGAGGGACCUUCCCACCGCUGUCCCGCGUGAUAAGUCUUUCAAGGGUCCAGGUGUGCAGUCUAUCUCUCCACCUGAGGUCGCUGCCCCUGUGGAGUUGGAGGGGGCUAAGGUGUCUGCUUGUUGUUCACCUCCCCAGGCACCUGGGGGUGGCUCUCAGGGGGACGCUGAGGCGAGCAGUGGAGCAUGGAGGGGCAUGUUGAAGAAAGGGGAGGAAGGGCAAUCUGAGGAUAAGACUAAGCUGCAGAGCAGCCUCCCUGCCAGUCCGCAGAAGGGCCAUGCAGUGAACCUGCUGGAUGUGCCCGUCCCUGUUGCCAGGAAACUGUCUGCCCGUGAGCAACGCGAUUGUGAGGUCAUCGAGAGGCUCAUCAAGUCCUACUUCCUUAUUGUGCGGAAGAACAUUCAGGACAGCGUGCCCAAGGCGGUGAUGCAUUUCCUGGUGAACAAUGUGAAGGACAACCUCCAGAGUGAGCUGGUGGGGCAACUCUACAAGUCCGGGCUGCUGGAUGACCUGCUGACGGAGUCGGAAGACAUGGCCCAGCGCCGCAGUGAAGCGGCAGACAUGCUGAAGGCUCUACAGAAAGCCAGCCAGGUCAUUGCAGAGAUCCGGGAGACUCACCUGUGGUGAGGGUCUCUGGUGCGGUUGACCUCCACACAACCGACUUGAAAAAGCACUGCUGUGGAUUGAUGUGUGUCUCACUGCGUCUUUCACCGUGUGGAGUCUGCAAGCCAGGAUGUUAUGCAGUAUCAUUCUUUGCCAGUGUGACACACUUUCACUGGUAUCUUUUGCAAAUAAAAAAGAAAAACACGGAAUUCUAAGCAGUGUGGCUCAGCACUGCACUACGCCGGCAGUGUCAGUCUCCAUCCAUCAUGUGUCUAGCUCUCUCUGUUCAUCAUAGACUCUGAAAAUGAAUGCAACACUUUAAGUAUUUGUCCUGUGCGAUGUCUGAAAUUGGCUGAACAUCUGUACGUGGCUGUAAGACUUUGAGCAUGGAUGGAGUCUCCUCGAAUCGGGAUCCAGUGACUGGAAGUGCAGGCGGCUCCAGGUGGAUCACAUUACUAGUGACAUGGACUGGAGCAAUUGGGUGGUCGUGCACAGGGUUGUUCACUGUGAGUGUUUAUAUGUUACGUACAGGCUGGGUAGAGUAAGCAUGAUCUGCAUUGUUAAAUUAAGGUGUAAUAAAAUGACAGAGUUUUACCAAGCUGUCCCUGAGCACCUGUGCUGUUCUCUUGCUGUGUCUUAAUCAUCAACCUGGAAUAAACAGAAAUAUCUGGAA